UCUUUUCCUGUUCCUGCAAGUGCUGUGAAGACGUCAAUGCAACCCAAAGUAAUGAUGGUGAGGAGAAAUAUGUGGAGACUUACACUCAACUUUCCACCUGUGUGGUUAGGAGUAGAUAUAAUAUGUAGCUGUGGAACUAUAAGGUGCAGGAAAAUGAAUUAAUCCUUUGAAAGGCUGGAAUUAAAGCAUUUUGAAAUGCAGAGGACUCUGACAGUGGAGAAGAAAGUUCCUGUUGCUGAGGAAUUACUAUUCACGUCUACCAAAGAGAGCCAGGACUGUAGCAGACUCAGUCUGAAAAGGCAACGGUGCCACAAGCUACCAUUGGAAGGAGCUGUCUGCAUCUCUCGGUGCUCUACUGAGCAUGUCCCUGAGGAGCCCUGUGCUAGCAGCACAUUAUGCAAAAAGGCAGCUCCAGCAGCUGGGAGAGAGGCAGAGCAAGGCUUUGCUCCGCUUGCAUCACCGCCUCUUGAAAACAAACCUGGAUUACUCGAGAGGUCCUCGCUGCCAGGCCAGCUGAAUGAAGACGAGCGGCAUGGCUUGAUUCCUGAUGCUGCACGAUUGCUAAACAACAUGGGGAACCAAGAUGGGAAGCAGAAAAGGAAUGCAGGUGAUGUGCAUGAAGGAGGCGAGGAUGCUUCUGGGCCCAGGGAUGCAGAAGGCACAAAGAAGGGAGCAGGGAGCAAAAAGGGACUGGGGAGGUACGGCAAAGGGAAUGAAUCCGGCAAAAAAAAGGGGAAGUCAGAGUCUCGGGCAUCUGUGUUUUCCAACCUAAGGAUCAGAAAAAAUCUGUCCAAGGCUAAAGAUGGAAACAGCAGCUCGAGAGAGGAUGUUUUAGAAAGCCAGGCCUCACAAACAGGGGAGCUAGACAGCGCUCAUUCGAUUCUCACCAAAACUCCUGAUAUAAGCAUUUCUGCAGAUGAAGGGGGUCUCUCGGACACAGAUGUGGAUCAUUUUGAAAAUACAAAUGAAAAUCGUCCAGCUGCUGCCGACCCGCAGGAUGGACAAAGGACCAGCUCCGGCUCCGAUACGGACAUAUACAGUUUCCAUUCAGCCACCGAACAAGAGGAUUUGCUUUCUGAUAUCCAGCAGGCUAUUAGACUGCAACUGCAGCAGCAGCAGCAGGGGGCAAUUAACAUUGGAACGGAGCAGCAUGGCACCAAAACAAUGGACCUACACAUGGCUAAUUCUCAAGCAACCCCCUUAGGUUUUGAAAGGUUUCUUUCACUAAGCAGCGACAAAGACAGCAGUCCAGAUACCGAACAGCCUGUCUCAGCGAAAUCGGAAAUUACAGAAUAUAUUGCCACCUGCGAUACCGAAAGUGAAGUGAAAGAAGCGACAAACGGAAUGGGGCAUUCCUGCAGCAGUGUAUUCAGUAUGCAGGAAGAGCACGGGCAGUUGACAGAGGAGCAGGACCAACGUGCUCAGGAGCUGAAAGAUCUACCCCCUUUAGAUGCUGCAGUGACAGAGAAUGGGGCUGUGCUAGGCAGUUCCGUGUUUAAUUUUCCAUCCCCACCUGGCGAUUCAGAGGCUAAAGGAAUAUCCGUUGAAUUUUCAGGUUCAAAAAAAGAGGAUGAUAUAGUAAAUACAGGCCAUGAUCAGGCUGGUGGAGCCAAAGAAAGGAAGCAGAGUUUGUCAGCCAGCAGGGAGGCGCUGGAUGAUGGGCUUUCUUCUGAAUUGAAAAAUGGUACUUUUUCCUCUGAGGAUCUCUCCAGUAGUCCUGUGCGUAGUUCCAAAUGUUUUAAGCCCUAUCCUCUCAUCAACCCCUGCUACAUCAAAACCACCACUAGGCAGCUGAGUUCCCCAAAUCACUCACCUUGUCUAUCCCCAUCCCAGAGCCCACUCUUUAAAAGGAGACGUGAGUCCUCUCAGCGGAAAGAGAGUGCGCCAACCAAGAAGCAGAGGUCGGCCAGUUUGGCAGGUUCAUUUAGUCGAUCAGCAGACUGGACAGAUGAGAUUUCAGAUCACAGAGGUGAAAUAGCUCAAAAGUCAGGCUCGGCAGAUUUCUUGGAAUACCGGCGGAGUAGAGAUGGUUUUCAAGGCGAAAGGGUGCAUUUUAAUCACUCGAGAAAGUCGUCAGGGACAACAGCUUCUACUGAUGCCUUCCCCAAUGUGUUUAGAGGUCGAACUCUGCUGGAAAAGCUAUCCAGCCAGCAGGACAAUGCACCUCAAGAAGAAGCAGAGAAGCUUUGUUCUUGGAUCAUUGCAAUGGGUCUUCUGCUCCCCUUCAGCGAUUGCUUCAGAGAGCCAUGUAGUCAGAACACACAGCAAAGUGCACCAACUUUUGAUCAAGAUCAGCUUUAUACUUGGGCUGCAGUCAACCAACCCACACACUCAUCAGAUUACAUUGAAGGAAGAUUUCCAAGGAGAAUUCCAUCAGUGUGGCCCCCUCCAAAGCCUCCAGAUGAAGGACAGAGAGUGAAACAUGCAGAAACAGAAGAUGAACAGGGAUGUGAAGCUGCCACUGUGGCAAGAGAGACAGAACAUACAGAAGAUGUUCAACAGGUACAGGAAGAUGUUGCAAUGAAAUCGGAAGAGCGGGCAAACGAAAUUCAGCGACUUGAGCAGACCAUACAGGACCUGAAAACAAAAAUUGCAGAGUUAGAGAAACAGUUUCCAGCAGCAGAGGUGCUGAUUUCUAGUAGUAGUCGGUGGAAUGAGAGCACGCAGCCAACGCCUGAAGGAUUCUCUAAUGCAACUCUUCAAGAACAUACAUUAGGUGCCCUUCCCAAAACUAUAAUUACAAAAUCUGUGCAGACUUCACCAACAGAUGAUUGUUUAACACACACAAUGCCUUCAGCCAACACACUGCCACAAGCACCUCUGCACCUCAAAGGGGAUCAACAUCAAGGGCCAACUCAGCCAUUGCCAACACUUGAGCCACAACCCACCUUUUGCUCUGAAAUAUCUUUAGUUCUGUCUCCAAAACGGAUUUCGGUACAGUUGGAUGGUGCCCAGGAGAAACUAACUACGUCACAACUUUCAGGACCUGAUGCUCAUUUGUCAUCACCUUUGUGUCAAGAGGAAUUGGUAUCAUCAACUUCCCACCCAGCUCUAAGCACUGAAAGUAUUUCUUGCAGUGAACAUUCCCCUUCCUUAUCCUCUCAUCCCACUUCUGGCUUGCCCCAUGGACUGUCAGCUUCCCUGCCUGGAGCAGGAGACUUAUUUUUAACUUCAUCCACAUCUAGUUCAUGUGUACUGUCUUCGUCGUCCCUACCUGCCUCAGGGUAUUCCCUGACUUUGCCUGGCGCAAUGCCACCUCCUGCCCCACCAUUGCCUGUUGAAGGGAUUCCUCCUCCACCACCUCUGCCUGGAAUGGACAUGCCUCCACCUGCUCCUCCUUUGUCUUUUGCAAGCAUCCCUCCUCCGCCUCCUUUGCCUGGAGCUGGAAUGCCUACAGGCAUCCCACCUCCACCACCUCUUCCUGGAAGGGAAAUGUUACCUGCUCCCCCACCUUUGCCAGACAUUGGAGUGCCACCACCUCCACCUUUGCCAGGAGCAGCUAUUCUCUCCCCCCAUCUUGUGCCAGCUGUGGCAGCUCUACCAGGAAUGGGAGUGCCACCACCUCCACCUUUGCCAGGCAUGAUGGCACCUCCCCCUCCCCCUCCUCUACCAGGAAUGGGAGUGCCACCACCUCCACCUUUGCCAGGCAUGGUGGCACCACCACCUCCCCCUCCUCUACCAGGAAUGGGAGUGCCACCACCUCCACCUUUGCCAGGCAUGGUGGCGCCACCACCUCCACCUCCCCCACCUUUGCCAGGCAUGAGUGUACCACCCCCUCCCCCACCUUUGCCUGGUGCAGGAGCUCCCCCUCCUCCACCACCACCAUUGCCUGGUAUGGGUGUGCCACCUCCUCCACCUGCUGGCCUUCCACAGCUUCCUGGGUUUCUUCCCCCUCCCUUGCCAACUGGUUUAUUUGUAAUGGGGAUGCACCAGGAAAAGGGUAGCAGGAAACAUGCAAUAGAACCUUCUCGACCAAUGAAGCCUCUUUAUUGGACAAGAAUUCAGCUUCAUAAUAAAAGAGAUUCUAGUGCUUCACUUGUGUGGGAGAAAAUUGAAGAGCCUUCCAUAGAUUAUCACGAAUUUGAAGAACUGUUUUCUAAAACAGCUGUUAAAGAGAGGAAGAAACCCAUUUCAGACACCAUCACAAAGACAAAGAACAAACAAGUUGUCAAGUUAUUAAGCAACAAAAGAUCGCAAGCAGUUGGGAUAUUAAUGUCCAGUCUUCAUUUAGACAUGAAAGAUAUACAGCACGCUGUUGUGAACUUGGAUAACUCUGUGGUUGAUUUAGAGACUCUUCAAGCCCUUUAUGAGAAUAGAGCACAAUCAGAUGAACUUGAAAAGAUAGAAAAACAUGGCAAGUCAAGUAAAGAAAAGGAGAAUGCCAAGUCUUUGGACAAACCUGAACAGUUUCUUUAUGAGCUGUCCCUCAUUCCCAACUUCUCAGAACGAGUCUUUUGUAUCCUGUUCCAGUCAACGUUUUCUGAAAGCAUUUCCUCCAUCCACAGCAAACUUGAAUUGUUGCAGAAACUGUGUGAGACACUGAAGAAUGGCUCAGGAGUUAUGCAGGUCUUAAGUUUGGUCCUUGCUUUUGGGAAUUACAUGAAUGGUGGAAACAGGACAAGAGGACAAGCAGAUGGCUUUGGGUUAGACAUACUUCCCAAACUAAAAGAUGUCAAGAGUAGCGACAACAGCAGAAGUCUCCUGUCAUAUAUUGUCUCAUAUUAUUUGCGUAAUUUUGAUGAGGAUGCUGGAAAAGAACAAUGCAUCUUCCCUCUUCCAGAGCCACAGGACCUUUUUCAAGCUACUCAGUUAAAAUUUGAAGAGUUUCAGAAGGAUCUCCGCAAACUUAAAAAAGACUUGCGAGGAUGUGAGACAGAAGCGGGCAAAGUUUGCCAGUUUUCAUUAGAAGAACACAUCCAGCCUUUUAAAGACAGCAUGGAGAAAUUCAUUAGUCAAGCUAAAAUUGACCAUGAAAUAGAAGAGAAAUCCCUGGAAGAGACGCAUAAAAGCUUUUUGGAGACUGCAGCAUAUUUCUGCAUGAAAGCAAAAAUGAGUGAGAAGGAGGUAUCACUAAAUGCCUUCUUCAGCAUUUGGCAUGAAUUCAGUUCUGAUUUUAAAGAGUUCUGGAAGAAGGAAAAUAAGCUCAUUUUGCAAGAAAGGCUAAAAGAAGCUGAAGAAGUAUGUAGACAGAAAAAGGGGAAAUCUCUUUACAAUAUAAAACAAAAGCACGAUUCUGGAAUUAAAGCGAAGAUAAGUAUGAAAAUAUGAAGGUCAAAUGGCACGCAUCAUUGUCCACCUGUUCAAUAAACUCAAUACGUCUGUUGGGGGAAGGAGACU
This is a messenger RNA of Lacerta agilis (Sand lizard), 5337 nucleotides long. RefSeq names its product formin 2 (gene FMN2). The record is from RefSeq and is a predicted model, not a curated record. Gene Ontology annotation, biological process: intracellular transport. Lineage: Eukaryota; Metazoa; Chordata; Lepidosauria; Squamata; Lacertidae. Bases 196 to 5268 code for a protein of 1690 amino acids. Gene Ontology annotation, cellular component: cytoplasm; endoplasmic reticulum membrane; nucleus. The transcript has 20 exons.